Messenger RNA from Vitis riparia (riverbank grape), 525 nucleotides. RefSeq names its product disease resistance protein RUN1-like. The coding region runs from base 1 to 525 and encodes 174 amino acids. NCBI's taxonomy places the organism in Eukaryota, Viridiplantae, Streptophyta, Magnoliopsida, Vitales, Vitaceae. Gene Ontology annotation, biological process: signal transduction. The record is from RefSeq and is a predicted model, not a curated record. The transcript has a single exon.
AUGACUUCCACAAACACCCAGAUCAUCUCUUAUUCUCCUUCUUCUUCUUCUAAAUCAACCCAUCAAUUCACUUAUGAAGUCUUCUUGAGUUUCAGAGGAGAAGACACCCGCUAUGGUUUCACAGAUCAUCUUUAUGAGGCUUUGAUUUCCUGUGGAAUUCGUACCUUUAGAGAUGAUGAAGAACUGGCGAGAGGAGGAGUAAUUGCAUCUGAGCUGUUGGAAGCUAUUGAAGAAUCAAAGAUUUUUCUUAUCAUUUUUUCGGAAAACUAUGCUGCCUCUAGGUGGUGUCUAGAUGAACUCGUGAAGAUCAGUGAGUGUGGGGUAAUCGAGGGGCGACUGAUUCUACCAAUUUUCUAUCAUGUGGAUCCAUCCCAUGUGCGGAAGCAAAGAGGGAGUUAUGAAAAGGCAUUUGUUGAUCACGAAAAGGAAGCAGAUGAGGAGAAAAGGGAGAAGAUUCAAAAGUGGAGAAGUGCCUUGGCAAAAGUUGGCAAUCUUGUUAGAUAUGAUCUACAAAAAUAUCAGUAA